AGUGAGGGAGACAGAGGAGGGAGAAGAGGGAGAGGGAGGGAGAGCAGAGAAGAAGACAGCGUCGGCGGCGGCUCUGCAGUGGAAUAGCUGUUAUUUGAGGGAAGGUGAGAGCUCUCGGAGUACCCGGCCGGCGCGUGCUGAGCGAGAUGUGUUUCAGGACUUGAUUGCUGCAUCCUAAAAUAAAGUAACUCCUGGGUUCUUCUCACUUCACAAAAAUCCUCACUCAAAUCUCCAGACAACGCAGGAAAAAAGGGAGAAACUUCUGUGUAUCUGCAUGUUUCUAUGUUCAAAAAACACAAGGAAAAAACACAGGGAUUGGCAGAGGACACAUAACAUCUCAGAGGAUGAUGAAUUAGAAAGAACCACUUGCCACUGGAGGACCAAAGGGUAAAUAAAACAUUUUCUCGCAGAUCCACAAGCGUGGAGUCACCUCACCUGUACCUUCGGAUUAAAGAGCAGGGUCAUGUCCCAGUUGCCAUGCGCAUCGCCACGCUGACCUGCCUUCCCGGCCAUUCCCCCCUCCUCUUUCUAUUGGCCCAGCUGCUACUGCGGCUCCUCCACGCUGGGCCGGAGCUGGUGCGAGCCGCCUCCGCCUGCCCCUCCCUCUGCACCUGCUCCAACCAGGCCAGCCGAGUCAUCUGCACCAGGCAGAACCUGGAUGAGGUACCCGAAAGCAUAUCAGUCAACACACGAUACCUCAACCUGCAGGAAAACUCCAUACAGGUUAUCAAGUCAGACACUUUCAAGCACUUGAGGCACCUUGAGAUUCUCCAGCUCUCAAAGAAUCAGAUCCGUCAGAUUGAAGUCGGAGCAUUCAAUGGCCUCCCCAACCUCAACACACUGGAGCUCUUCGACAACCGCCUCACAUUGGUGCCAUCACACGCCUUUGAGUACCUCAGCAAGUUGCGGGAGCUGUGGCUGCGCAACAACCCCAUUGAGACUCUACCAGGCUAUGCCUUCCACCGAGUGCCCUCACUUAGGCGCCUGGACCUCGGUGAGCUCAAGAAGUUGGAUUUCAUCUCUGAUGCAGCCUUUGUUGGCCUCAUCAAUCUACGCUACCUUAACCUGGGCAUGUGCGGGCUGAAGGACAUUCCCAAACUGACAGCCCUUGUGCGUUUGGAGGAGCUGGAGCUGUCAGGAAACCGACUGGAGAUCAUCCGACCCGGUUCCUUCCAGGGCCUUGUGUCUCUCCGCAAGCUGUGGCUUAUGCACUCACAGGUGUCAGUCAUUGAGCGCAACGCCUUCGAUGACCUAAAAAGUCUGGAAGAGCUUAACCUGUCCCAUAACUCCCUGCACUCCUUGCCUCAUGACCUCUUCACACCCCUUCACCAGCUGGAGAGGGUACACCUUAACCAUAACCCCUGGAUCUGCAACUGUGACGUCCUUUGGCUAAGUUGGUGGUUGAAAGAGACGGUGCCGAGCAACACCACCUGCUGUGCCCGCUGCCACGCUCCCCCAUUCCUAAAGGGCAAGUACAUUGGAGAGCUUGACCAGAGCCACUUCACCUGCUAUGCACCGGUCAUUGUGGAGCCACCUACAGACCUCAAUGUUACCGAGGGUAUGGCCGCUGAGCUCAAGUGUCGCACAAGCACCUCCACAACAUCUGUCAACUGGAUCACCCCUAAUGGCACUCUAAUGACCCAUGGCUCUUACAAGGUGCGGAUAUCUGUCCUGCAUGAUGGCACACUUAACUUCACAAAUGUGACCCUGCGUGACACGGGCCAGUACACCUGCAUGGUAACCAAUGCUGCUGGCAAUACCACGGCAACUGCUGUCCUUAAUGUCACUGCUGCUGAUGCCAGUGUCAACUACACCUACUUUACAACAGUCACAGUGGAAACAGUGGAGACCCCAGUAGAUGGAGAUUAUCCUACAGAAAUCAAUCAUACAAUAAUCCAUGUCCCCACGCCCCCGAGCUACCUGUGGACUGAUGUUUCUACCACAGCCUCCUCCCUAUCCGCAGGCUGGUCUUCCUCCUCUCCUCGUUCCACCCGACCCACGUUCACUGUGCCCAUCACUGAGCCAGGCUUCUCAGGCCUGGAUGAUGUGAUGAAGACCACAAAGAUCAUCAUUGGCUGCUUUGUAGCCAUCACAUUCAUGGCAGCGGUGAUGUUGGUGGUGUUCUACAAGCUGAGGAAGCAGCACCAGCUGCAUAAACACCAUGGCCCUGCUCGUGCCAUCGAGAUCAUCAAUGUGGAGGAUGAGCUUGGGGCCGGAGCCAGUGGUAGGGGCAGCGGUAUCUCAGGAGGCUCCACAGUGACGCAGAGUGGAAGCAGUGGAAUAGGAGGGGGACAGAGCCUCAGGCUGCACCAUCCAGAGAUGGUCAACUUGCCCAACCUGGCACGAUCGGAGCACCUCAACCACUACUACAAAACUCAUCACUUCAACAACAACAUGAUGAGCCUUGGCAUGGGCACGGGCAUGGGACUCAACAACAACAACAACCCCUCGCCUUGCUCCCAGUCUCAGAACACCUCCAUGUCUUGUUCCCAGGUUCCAACCAGUGGAGGAGCACCCAUGGGUGGCACCCUGACAUCCCCUGUGUCCCAGUUGGGUCUCCACAGUUCUCUGAAAGGAAUUAUGGGAAAAUGCCAGAAUGAGCCACUGCUUUUUAAGAGCAGCUCAAAGGAAAAUGUGCAAGAGACUCAAAUUUGAUUAAAGUGAGAGUGAAAGUAAGAGGUCAGGAGAUGCUGGUAGAGACAGUGAGACAGAAAGAGUCUGUGAGACCAAGUAUAUGAGACUAAUUGUAGCCUAUACUGUCCUCAUGGACAGAUUCCAGAGAAGAUUAUAUUACACAUAGUCACUGCUUUGUCUUGUCAAUCUGUUGACAGAGAGAAGCAAACAGGAGGACUGAAGGAGACAGAGUACGAUGGCAGAUCAGCACUAGUCCCUGCAAAAGCAUCCACACAUAUUUUUCAAAUAAAUUAGACAAAAAAACGAUAUAAUGUUAACCACAAACAUCAGAAUCAUUCUGUGUUCUGUGCAGCCUGCUAUAGUCUUUGCCAAAGUCCAAGAUCAAGCAAAUGUUUCGUUUGCAUCCACAACCACAGUGGAAAGCUUUGAAUAAUACACAGGCAAUGAGCCUCUCUAGGUUUUUGACCGAUUGCUUCAUAUAUUUCCAGGCACAUACAGUGUAUAUAUUUGGAAGGAGACACAAUAUUGGCCAUUGAACAUGUUGUCAGAUUAGUGCUUGGCAGAGCCACUGAAUAACAAACAAUGGUUUGGGUGCGCGGUACAGUCCCAGCAUUUAGUGCUUCCCAGGAAGCAAUUCUGUGCAAAACGCAUGUAUCAGACUCGUUUUUUAAAGGGAGACAGAUCAAAAACUAUUGUUUUUUCGGGAUGGUUUCACUCUCACUUUCUCACUCUUUUCCCUUUUACACCUUACUGGCUAAUGUCUUCUUUGAAAGAUAAGCAAAACAGAGUGGGUUAUAAUGGGACAAUGUCGAAUCUCAUGGCAAAAAGGACUUUGAGAGAUAAAAAAGGACUGAAAGUACAUAUUAUAUAUA
Molecule: messenger RNA, 3506 nt
Organism: Trematomus bernacchii (emerald rockcod)
Lineage: Eukaryota; Metazoa; Chordata; Actinopteri; Perciformes; Nototheniidae
Gene: lrrc4ba
Product: leucine rich repeat containing 4Ba
Exons: 3
Coding region: 478-2655 (725 amino acids)
Cellular component (GO): plasma membrane
Molecular function (GO): protein binding
Source: RefSeq, a predicted model, not a curated record